Clonostachys rhizophaga is the source of this 3342-nucleotide messenger RNA. The record is from the annotation of a GenBank genome assembly. Lineage: Eukaryota; Fungi; Ascomycota; Sordariomycetes; Hypocreales; Bionectriaceae.
AUGCCGGGAAAGCCCUGGAAUCGCUUACGGCAGCGAGCAAAACUACUAUGGCGACCCCCCUCAGCCGUUUCAGUAGUAACUACGACCACUAUUGAGACAUCGAAGCAGAUUCCACAAGGGCUGUAUGUGAUUUUUGAAGGGGCGAACCCAGUGGUGGACAUCCUUGCCGUACAUGGCCUCAACGGCCACCGGGAUAAGACUUGGACCGCAGCCAAUGGGACGCACUGGCUUCGUGACCUUCUACCAGAAGAUAUCCCCCACAGCCGUAUUCUGUUAUGGGGGUACGACUCUCGAGUGCGAGGCACCCCUCGCGUGAGUUCGUUGAACAUAGAGGAGCAUGGACAGAGCCUUGUGUCAGAUCUGUGUUUGCUAAGGGAAACUACCAACACAAUGAAAAGACCCAUUAUUGUGGUUGCACACAGUCUGGGUGGAUUAAUCGUGAAGAGCGCAUUGCUCCAUUCGGAUCACGCUUCUCAUGGCUCGCUUCACCCUCAUCGCUCCAUCACAUUAUCCACCCAUGCUAUCAUAUAUAUGAGUACACCUCAUCAAGGUGGCAACGGCGCACAGCUGGGCCAGAUGCUGGCAAAUAUUGCCUCGGUGUUUGUGCCGGCUGAUGAUCAUUUGAUCCGGCAUUUAAGGCAAGAUUCUGAAUGGUUGAAACACUUGUCAAAGGGCUACGGCCGGAUUUGUGAUGAGUUUGUGACCAAAUUUGCGUACGAGGAGUAUGAGACACCGACUGUCCUCGGGCAUUCCCUCAUGGUAGUGCCACGCACUUCGGCGGUACCGGCAGAUCAAUCAGACGCUGAACCAAUCGUCAUACACGCAGAUCAUAAGAAUAUGGUCAAAUAUUCGUCAAGAGAGGACGACGGCUAUAGGACCAUUUGUGGUCAUAUCCGGCUCCUAAUUUCAGACUCUAGUGAGCAUGUGAAAUCGAAAUGGGAGAUGGACUCCCGGAUUGAUGAAGCUAGACAUAUGACUAUACACGGCGACGAAUUUUCCCUUCCAUUGAGUUUAGCUGGUGUUUGUGAAGCUGUUCGCCUUAUUGCCAGGAAACCCGAGUUAAAACAGCUCCACGAUUUACUAUCAAAGGCCGAAGCACGGCGUAUUGCGAUCCUUCAUGGCCUAGGCGGAGUGGGAAAGACCCAACUAUCGGUAGCUUAUGUCAAAUCCUACGAGCAGCAUUAUUCGGCGGUCAUAUGGCUGAAUGCCAAAGACGAGAUAUCACUUCGGCAAAGCUUCUCUCAAACAGCGGAGCGAAUAUUACAGCAUAAUGGAUCUUUGGGGUAUAUCAGAGCAGCGCUGGAAAGCGCCGAAUCGGAGCAGAUCUUGGCCGCAGUUAAGAAGUGGCUUGAUCAACCUAACAAUGUCCGAUGGCUUCUGAUAUUCGAUAACUAUGAUAAUCCGGAAUUUGGUACAAAUGAUGCCGGGGACGUAACCCGAACGCAAUCCGAGAACAAAGCUCCAGCUGGCUACGACAUUCGUUCCUAUUUCCCACACAACUACCAGGGUGCAAUUAUUGUUACAACAAGGAUUCCAGUAACUGGUGUGGGUGAAAUGCUCCAUCUAGGAAAGUUUCAGGAUAUCUCAGCGAGCUUGGAAUUAUUAAGUCUUGCAUCUAAUCGCGAAGAGGUCCUCCAAGAUCCCGCGGCAAUUGAAUUAGUGAAACUUCUUGACGGACUUCCCCUAGCCCUAUCUACUGCUGGAGCAUACCUUUAUCAGGUAUCUACAAGCUGUUCUGAAUAUUUGGAGUUGUAUAAAAACUACUGGCUACAACUUCAACGGUCGAGCCCAACGUUGUUAUCAUAUGAGAAUCGAGCGUUAUACUCGACAUGGGAUGUAACCUAUGCUCAAAUUCAGCAAAAAAGCCAGGCUGCAGCAAUGCUCCUCAAACUUUGGGCCUAUUUUGACAAUGAAGAUCUUUGGUAUGAAUUGCUGCAAACAAGCACCGACGGGCCACUCUGGUUGCGAGAAAUCACCAGCAAUCGCAUUUCGUUCGAUAUGACCAUGAGAUUGAUAUGCAAUCACGGUCUUGCUGAGGCAAAUUCUGACGCCGAAUACGGAGCGUUCUCGCGUGGUUACAGUGUUCACCAAUGCGUUCAUGCGUGGAUGAAACACGCGCUCAAUCCCGAGCCCGAUGUUGAUUUAGCUCUCAUUGCUGUUAAGAGCGUCGCCUUCUGUGAUUCUGGGAGCGACGGGGAACAAAAACGGCAGAUUCAGAGACGGCUAUUAUCACAUGCUGAAAUUUGUUCGGCUCAUUCAAUCGAAGAGCUGGAAACUGAGAAUAUACCGCUUAUUUACUAUCAUUUGGGAGACCUCUGUAGCGAUCAACAGAACUACGAAAAAGCGAUAAAACUUCUCAACAAGGCGUUAGACAUACAUGAGCGAAGAUGGGGACCGGAUCACGCCUUGGCUAUGGACUUGGUUCUCAACCUCGGACUUGUUCUCGGCUACCAGGAGCGAUACAUUGAGGCCGAAGACAAGCACAUCCAGGCUCUCAGGACCGCGGAGAGAUUAUUUGGUCCCAACCAUGAGAGAACUUUGAAUAUUGUGGAGGGCCUCGCUGUUAUUUAUGCCAGGCAAGAGCGUUUCAUCGAUGCAGAAGCCAGGCUUCAGCAAUGCUUAGCCGGAAAAGAGAUAAAUCUCGGACUCGACGAUGUUUCUACUUUUAACACCGACAAUAAUCUCGGAUUAAUUCAUUUCCAUUUAGGCCGAUAUGACGCGGCGGAGGCCUCCUUUCAGAGAGCACUUCGAGGCAAAGAGCUGCUUUUAGAUGACGGAAACAUCUCAAUUCUGAAAACGAUCCACAGCCUCGGAGAUUUGUACAAAGAAUGUGGAAACUUCACCAAGGCCAAGGCAUAUUUUGACAGAUCACUUAGUGAAUUGGAGGGAGUUGUAGAAAUCGACUACGUCUUCUCAGUUGAUAUACUGACGGGAGUUGGGGAUCUUUGUAUUCAGCAGGGCUAUUUCGGGAAAGCUGAAACAACCUUAUACCACGCUCUUGAAGAGGCUGAAAAAUCACUAGGAUCAGCUCAUCUGGUCACACUCGACGCCGUCUACUACUCUGCCAGGCUUCAUAUGUUUCAAGCUCUAUAUAAGAAAUCCGAGGGCAUGUAUAUGAGAGCUCUUGAAGGAUACAAGAACAAGCUCGGUGGAGAGUGUGUUUCAGCUCUCAAAGCCAAGAGCGGUCUUGGGGAACUCUACCGGCGCCAAGGAAGGUUCAACGAGGCGGCGGACAUGCUUCAACAGGUACUAGAGAGUCGAGAAAAGGUGCUUUCUCCUUCACAUCCCUCGACACUAACUGCGAUCAAUGAGAUUGGUUUGCUGUUUGCAGUACAGAACUAA